CCCUAUCCACAGGGCCCACGACGCCUCUAGCGAGUCUCCCUCAACACUCCGCGAAUGCUCGACAACGUCAGCCAAUUCCAUGCUGCGGACGCCUGAGCGCCCGCGGCAGCAAUUUCAUGCAGCACGCAGUUCGAGCAACCACAACCUUGUCUUUGUUUGCACCACAGCCCGUCAAUCAAAGCCGCCGCCGCCGCACAUUCGACGACGACGUACCAUGACACUCGCGAGUACAGGGGUCCGUAGCCGCAAAAAGUCUUCCGACUGGCGUUGCAGAGGCUCAAGUCCGACUCAACAACAUGUCUUUUUCAAACUUUGCCCUCUCACCCUUGCAGCCUGCAGCAAAACCAAAUCCCACUGCCGCCUCGUUUUGCUGCAUCCAGCCCAUCGUCAUUAUUGUCGAGGCCCCGGCCACGCCCUCGUGGCCUGCAGCUCCACUUGGAGGGCAGCUGAUGUUCUCUCACGCCCUGGUCCUGGCGCCCCCCUCUUCGUCUACAGCCGAAUGUCCGGGCGACCCAGAGGCGUGGCGUGUUAUUGUGGUGCAUAUCCUCUCACAGCCGCCCAGCCCUUAACCUCACCAUGCCAUUCUCGUCUCGUCAAGUGCCACUCCACCGUUUGUGCCCCUUCCUUCUUGACCGGCUGCUGCGACAAGCGGAAGCGGUCCAAGUCAACGACACCGCUGUCCGAGCAUGUCAAGGGCCCACUGGCCGGUGUGAACCACUGCUCGGUGCGGGUUGCACACUCGCCUUUAGACCCAAACGGGCGACACUUGCAGGAACCGACAUCGUUGCAAACUAUUCAUGACGCUUGUGUUCCCCUCUUCGCCUUUCCCGCACUUGGUGCUGCAAGGCACGUGCAAGUCGCGCGCGCAACAUGGUCCAGACGCGCCAACAGCCAUGCCUUUGAUGUGAAUUGAGAUCACGACCAUGUCUACUGCAGGCUACUGAGACAGAUCGGGCUGAAACAAUUACUACAGAUUUUGCAUUUGGCGCUUGCUGUGUGGGUAAGCUAGUCGAGCUACACCAUCGAUGCCCGACUGGCCGCUCAUACGUCAACCUGCAGUAAGCAUUGCCGUUCGGAAAUCCGACCCACCCUAUUGGCUUUCAUCAUGUGACUCCAGGCCUUUUGAGGACGAUAUUCCCAGCCGCUACAGACGGCUGCAUAACCUUUACAAUAGCCAUGAGACCCACCAUCACCGUCAUUACUAGCACUAUACUGCUACCGACAGACUGGUUCUCGUCCCAGCGUGAGCUGAGUCACGAAUCUUAGAUCAUAAAGC
This is a messenger RNA of Alternaria alternata, 1276 nucleotides long. RefSeq lists its product as hypothetical. The coding region runs from base 80 to 913 and encodes 277 amino acids. The record is from RefSeq and is a predicted model, not a curated record. The transcript has 2 exons. Lineage: Eukaryota; Fungi; Ascomycota; Dothideomycetes; Pleosporales; Pleosporaceae.